AGCGGCAUACUUAUCUUCUCGAUUGUGUUCAACAUCCUCACCUUCCUCUUGACGGCGUUGAUUGCAAUUUUGGUGGUGCUCAUGUUCCAUCCCUAUGUUUCAUGGACAGGGUGGAUCUUGGUUGGGUCUGCGGCCGCAACUUUGAUUUCAAUUGUGUUCCUCUUCCUUGAGUUGAGACUUUCGAACAGUCCGGUGCAAUCGGACGUGGAGUCCAUCAACGAAAUGGCUACAUUUGAUAACAAGUUCGGCGCAGGCCCCCCAGUGGGUGCGUUUAUGCCCCCAAAUUCGACCGCUUUCAAUAGAGGAUACUCGAAUCUUGAUAACGACAGUUCCAUCAGCAAGGAUUACGAGUUUAAGGCCACCGGCAAUCAAGUCAAUAACCAGGUAUCGAAGACAAUGACCAACUCGAGCAUCUAUAACUCGAACCCCCAAAUGGCUAAAGACUUUACUCAGUAUAGCAACAAUUCAUUUGGUUCCAGGACCGCGGGUUCUUCUCACUUUGAAGACGCCCAGGUGAAUUUUGUCAACGGCCCAAAUACGCCAAUUUCCUCCAAACAGCAAAUGGCCCCCACUUUUGUACCAAACACCGCUACUCCUACCACCAACGAUACACCCGAGUCUCGCGUGCCUCAUUUGCCUUAUCCCGCUGGACGUCCAUUGAAUAAACCUCCUUAUGGCGGUGCUGAUAUGAGCGUGUUUGAGCACCAUCCGGAGGUGGAAGGACACGAGCCAUUUACUGAAUUGAACGACGAUUUGCCUCCUCAGGUCGAACCUGCCAACCAAUAUGUUCACAGAGGAAGCCAAACUUCAGACCUUUCGGACGCCUCUUCCGACUUCACUUCUGUGUCUCAAAGAGCCAUAAACCCAAGGUAUAACCCCCAACAACAAUACGGGGGUCCUGAAUACCUCCCUCCUCAACAGCAGUAUCAGACUCUGUACCCUCAACAACAACCGUUCCAGCCUCAGUUUCAACAACAGAACCCUGGAUACGGAGGCUCACCAAUGAUGAACCAGAAUAUUCCUCCAGUUACCUCUCAUCAACAACCAAUGAUGAACUAUGGGCCACCCCCUCCUAAUCAACACCGGUUUAUGAUGGCUCGCCCACAACCAACUGCUUCUGACAAUGCGUUGGCCAACAACCCAGACUUUGCAAUUGGUGGAGUAAGAAAGAAACCAGGAAUGAACAAACCCAACAUGGGUGCUAGUAGAAUGGGCAUACCAGGAAUGGGAGGUUCCAAACCAGGCCAAGGAGGUGCCGGCACCGGAAGAGGUCCUUAUGGAAUGAUUUGAUGAGUGGAUAUUCCUUGCUUGGAAUUAUUAUGUAUUAUUAGGUUUACUUAUUUAGCUGAUUUACUUCAAACUUUAGAUUAUUUGGUUCAGGUGGGCGAAUCUCCUAUGGGAAUGUUAAGGUCUGGAUCCUUGUGUUCUCCUAUGUCUUCUUCUGGUCUAUCCACUGAUGGUCUGUCAUUAACGGGUGCCUCAGAAACCGGUUUGUCCGAGGGGGGCUUUUCGACAUAUUUGGUGGUUCCAUGAGGUUUUACAACCACGAUAAUGAAUAAGGCAAACACCACCAAACUAAGAAGAAAGAUGAUUUUACACUUGGUGGUUCGGGAUUGGUAGCUCUUGGCUUUGAGGAGCUCUUUGUUACCGUCCUUUACAUCCUGGGCAGUGUUGGUGAUGUUGUAGUCGAUUCGAUCUAAAAUCGUUCCUUGUUCCACCACCAAACUCUCCAUUUCCUUAAAUAUGGUGGAGAUCUCAAGAAUCCCCAUGGCGAGCUUGGAGAUUUCGCGUUCUCUCUGGGCCAUGAUCUGGUCACUGGGCUGUCGUUGGAGUUGGAGUUGUUGUUGGGUCUCCUGAAGCACCUGCUUGGAGUAGUUUUCGAUGUUUUUGGUUUCUUCUUCUUGGAGAAGAAGGCGUUGUUUUUCAUCGGCAUUGACAUGAGACGUUCUCAUGCUGAAGCUGGUAUCAUUCAAGUCGUCAUAGUCGUCAUCUCUGAGAAAUUUGAUGUAGUUGUUUUGAAGGUUUCGAAAGAUCAAA
This is a messenger RNA of Yamadazyma tenuis ATCC 10573, 2037 nucleotides long. The record is from RefSeq and is a predicted model, not a curated record. NCBI's taxonomy places the organism in Eukaryota, Fungi, Ascomycota, Pichiomycetes, Serinales, Debaryomycetaceae.